CAAACAUGAGAUCUUGAGAGGUCAGGGUGUACUCGGGCUCAGCCUCCCACCCCAGCGGUACUUUAAAAGACUCGGGGACUUCGUGGACGCAUACUAGAACUACCUUGAUCCUCUACAUUCUGAGCUGGAUCCCCUUCACGAAGGAUUGUGACCGGCCUAGUUAAGCAUACAAAACAUGAUUGCUUCACAUCCAAAUUCUGUCAAUAAUCCUCCUCUUGAUGAAUCUCUGUUCCUCCCUGAAUUGCUGGAAUUCAAUGCGCAACAUAACUCGGACGUCACAUUCUUUGUCUACAAUAAACCUGGCAAAAACGAGCUGGUCUCCAUCUCACACCUAGACUUCUAUCGAGCUUGUCAUCGUGCCGCACAUGAAGUUAGACCAGAUCGUGCAGGCACAGACAAAGAGGUAGUUGGCAUCAUCGCCAAUUCAGAUACCCUUCUUUAUCAGACGGUGUUUAUGGGUAUUAUCUUCGCUGGGCUAGUCCCAUUCCCCAUGUCCCCUCGUAAUUCAGCAGCGGCAAUCUUAAGCAUGAUGCAAAAAACAAAGUGUCGUCAUUUAGUCACCACUCACCACUCUCUCGGUUCCCUUAUUGACGGAAUUAAAGCGGGUAGCGUAUCUCAUGACUCUGAAGCGAGCCAGCUGCAAUUUGACGAGAUACCGACGCUGAAAGAUUUAUAUCCCGCGCUUGGCACAGGUUCUCUAGACGAGGAUUUCCCAUACCCUCCCCAAGCUUCUCGGUCAUCUCAGAACGAUAUAUUGUACUACCUACAUUCCUCUGGCAGUACUGGUUCCCGAAAGCCAUUCCAGCAACCAACCAGACUGUCAUUGACUGGUGCACAAGCCCAAAGUAUUAACAGGGUGAUAUCAGCAUGCAUUGUCGACCACAUCGGCGUUCUCACUCCUAUCCGCAUCGCUGCUGCAUCCGUUCCAGCGUUCCAUACUACGGGUGUGGUGGUCCAAUUGCUAGUACCCAUCGUGUCCUUGAGCAGCGUAUCCAUUUACCCACCCACAUCCUUCCACGACCCAUCAGCAGCCCCCUUAACACCCAAUUCCCAAAAUAUCUUGGAGUCUGUGCUUGAUACCAAAUCGAAUGCUUUGUGGGUCAUGCCUUUCUUCCUGGAGCAAUGGGCGUUUUCUCCCAAUACUGUUGAUAUUCUGAAGAAUCUCGAAUAUGUCCUCUAUACUGGCGGUCCACUCGCCUCCAAGACGGGAAAUGCCCUGGUGGAUGCAGGAACCAAUCUGUUCCCUAUCUAUGGCUCUACAGAAAUUGGGCCCGUCACUCGUAUAUUCCGGGAUGGGGUCGAGAAAAAGCUUUGGGACUGGCUGCGGUUUAUCCCAAACAUCAAGACCAGAUGGGUUCAUCAAGGCGAUGAAACAUAUGAAUGCCAAAUUUUGACAACCCCGAUGUACCGAGUGUCGGUGGAGAAUCUCCCGGACGUCAAGGGUUAUGCUACUUCGGAUUUGUUUAUCAAGCAUCCAACGAUUGAGGGUCUGUGGAAGAUCUCAGGAAGGAAGGACGAUGUAUUGAUGCUCUCGUCCGGGGAGAAAGUAAUACCAGCUCCCAUGGAAUGCAUCAUCGGGACUAAUCCCUAUGUGAACGGUGCCGUGAUCUUCGGUCGUGGACGUAGCCAUGUUGGUGUCCUCAUAGAACCACGAGCGGGGCAUGAAAUCGACAUCAACGACGAGGCACAAAUUUCGGAGUUCAGGAAUCGAGUUUGGCCUGAGAUAGAGGAAGCGAACAAGGCGGGCCCUGCCUUCAGCAGAAUAUUCAAGGAAAUGAUUCUUGUGACGCGCAAGGAGAAGCCCAUGCCUCGAGCUGGAAAAGGGACCAUCACCAAGAAAGCCACUAGCCAAAUAUACGAAGAGGAGAUCAAUGCCCUGGUGGAGGGCGGCAGAACAGGAAUCGAUGUGCCUUUGCCUACGAACUGGACUGUGGAGGACGUUGAGAGUUGGCUCAUGCUCCAUGCCGGCUUUGACAGUCUCUCUGCGACAUUCCUCAGAAGCCAAAUCAUCAGUUCCCUCAGGUCGUCAUCAGAUCGCGACGUCCAGGCUUCAGCACCGCAAAUUGACCAGAACAUCGUCUUUUUAAGUCCUUCAAUCCGCCAGCUCGCGAGAAGCCUCGUCCAUGUAGUAUUGCAUGGGAACAAUCCAACCUUGGUCGAUGUCAAGGUUGAUAUCGAGAGCAUGGUCGAGAAGUAUUCGGUGGGAUUCAGUGGAGACUCUGUCAGAGAUGCCUCCGCCAAUCUUGUCAGUGGACGCAGUCGAAGCCAUCAUGUGGUCAUCCUGACUGGGUCCACAGGCGGUCUUGGUUCAUACCUGCUUGCAUCUUUGCUACAGCGCGAGGAUGUGUCAAUGGUAUAUGCCUUCAAUCGUCCGUCGAAGGGUACUGCAUCCAUUCAAGAACGACAGAGGAAUGGAUUCGAUGACCGUGGUUUGGAUGUCACCCUCCUGCAGUCAGAGAAACUGUUAUAUAUAGAAACGGAUACUUCUAGUGAUGACCUGGGUUUGGAGAAGGAGGUGUAUCAGAAGAUCUGCGCAUGCGUCACUGUCAUCAUUCACAACGCCUGGCCACUCAACUUUAACCUGGCGCUGUCGUCCUUCGAGCCUCAAGUUCGGGGAACACGCAAUCUUAUAAACCUGGCUCUAUCUUCUCCGUGGCAUCCGAGGCCGCGUUUUUUAUUCACCUCUUCUGUCUCAACUGCGCAAAACUGGGAUAAAUCGAAAGGACCCUUCCCAGAAGAAGUACAGUACGACGCGGGCGUCGCAGAAGGCCCUGGAUAUGGCGCGAGCAAAUAUGUUUGUGAAAGGGUCCUCGUGAACAGCAAGUUACCAGCAUCCUCAUUCAGAAUUGGGACAAAUAGCGGGAGGACCUCCACGAGGAGCUUGGUCGACAACGGACUGGUUGCCGACAUCAGGAAAAAGCACAGUGCCUAA
Molecule: messenger RNA, 2932 nt
Organism: Suillus subalutaceus
Lineage: Eukaryota; Fungi; Basidiomycota; Agaricomycetes; Boletales; Suillaceae
Product: putative aminoadipate reductase
Exons: 12
Coding region: 176-2932 (918 amino acids)
Source: RefSeq, a predicted model, not a curated record